CGUAAUUGUACAUGGCAUCAUUUUGCUUUAAACCGCUCAACUGAGUACACGGAUUCUACAGCUGGUGCUACAAAAGCCUACAGGGCCUCCAAGUUAGACCAAUCAGCUUCUAAGCUGUCGUUGGACGCGAAAUGUUGUUUCGUUUACUACGUUGCAAACUUAGGGGUCAUAGGACGUUAUGCAUAUGGGUCGUGGCCCCAAUUUCGAUGUGCAGUUUAGGAAUGGCUUAAGCCUAAAUCCUGUAUCUAGCCAUGACGACUAUGUCUCCACAAGAACCUCAGCAGCCUAGCACUCGUCGUGGCGGCAUCCUAAAGAGCGGAUUCACAAGUCUGGGCGCUCGGACGGCCUCGGUGAAUGACCUCCGGGUUCAAGGUGCUGCGGCAUGUAUCCUCCAGCUUGUAGUGACCAUUGCUUGCCCCAUCGUCUGGUACAUCCUGGUGACGGGCAAGGACAGCCGGCUGCUGCCCGUGCCCAUCGUCAGCUGGGAGGUGACGGUGGCAGCGGCAAUCCUGGGCGUGGUUGGCUUCGUGUUCCCCCGCUCGCUGCUGCUGGGGCUGCACGCGGCCAUGGCAGUGGCGCUGGCGGCCGCGCUGGGCGCCUUCCACACGCAAGUGUACCUGCUGCUGGCGGACAGGUGUGACCGGCUGCCCGCCAGCUUCUCCGGCUGCUCCACCUGCCCCUGCGCGCAGCAGGCCGCCGGCAGCUGCUCGCGCGCGCAGCUGGACGCGGAGGACUGCUCCGGCUGCAAGGCCUGGCCCUCGGACGUGUGCUCGGGGGUCACCAAGAGCGGGCUGCCGUUCCUGGGUCUGAUCCAGCUUGUGUUCGUGGCCCUGCCGGCGCUGUUCUCGCUGAUGCUGCUGGUGCGGCUGGAGAAGGAGAGCACCGACCUGGCCAACCGCCUCAUGCACGCCAGGACAGUGAUCACCGGGCAGCUGGAGCGGCUGGAGGCGGGCCGCCCCGCCGACGUGGAGCCGGGGCUGCUGCGGCAGUUGCUGGCCACACUGGUGCAGCAGGGCGGGCCGCUGGACCGGGCGGUGGCGCGGUCGUGUGCCAUGAUGCUGGACGGGCAGGGGAGAGCAGGAGCGGGAGCGGGAGGAGGAGCGGGAGGGGGAGGGGGAGGAGGAGGAGCGGCUGGGGUGCGGGAUGUGGAGACGGGAGGCGCACCGGGAGCCAGCCCUGGAGUGAUGGACGGCCCCCGCUUCGCCCUGCCCUCCGCGGCCCUCAAGAAGGGAGACGGCGGCUCGCUCAAGCUCAAGUCCGCACUUCGGAAGACCUCCGCCUGGGACGCCCCCGCCCCCUCGGGGACUCCUGCGUACGGAGAGGAGGCCGACGAUGAGAAGGCGGGUGGUGGCGACGGCGGCGGCCUCAAGUCGAAUCCCGGUGCCGCUGCUGCGAUGGCAGCGCUGCGUCAGACGGGCGGGCCGCAGGUGGCUGGAGGAGGAGGGGCGGCUGGGGGCGGGACGGCUGUGGAGGCGGUAAAGGAGGCGCAAGCCCGGGAGACGCGUGAGAAGGCGAAUCUGUGGGCCGGUCUGGACUCCUCCUCCGAGUCCACCCCCCGGCAGAAGGACACGCAACGCGGCGGCGUCACGGACGCCUCGGUGUUCCUUGAGGACCCGGUGGUGCCGGCAGCCCUGCCUCUGGGAUCCCGCAUGCUGCCGCCGGGGGCAACGGAGGAGCUAGCAGUCACCAGCUUUGAUGAGGCGACGGACGGAGAGGGCGGCUGGACCAGUGGCCAGGAGCCGCAAACAAAGAAGAAGACAAAAAAGAAGAAAAAGAAAAAGUCCGCGUCUGGUGACGGAGACGGAGCAGCAGAGGAGGGCGCGGAGGAUGAGGACAAGCCCAAAAAACGGAAAAAGAAGAAGAAAGCAGCCAAGGAGGCUGAGGAGGCGGAGACUGAGGUGGCUGCGGUUGCGGAAGGUGGAGAGAGUGGAGCAGAGGAAAAUGGCGGUGUUGCGGCUGUUGAUGUCAAGAAGAAGAAGAAAAAGAAGAAGAAGUUGCUGGGCGCUUCGGAGGGGGAGACGACUG
Astrephomene gubernaculifera is the source of this 2025-nucleotide messenger RNA. NCBI's taxonomy places the organism in Eukaryota, Viridiplantae, Chlorophyta, Chlorophyceae, Chlamydomonadales, Astrephomenaceae. The record is from the annotation of a GenBank genome assembly.